CUCCAAUAGUAGACAAUAAAAAGUGAUUGUAUCCUGUCUACAAAAUGCACACUAAUAUACACCUUUUUGUUCUACAUACUAUAGCGAAAUUAGGUAUGUAGAAUCACUCCAGAAUACUUUAUCCUCUUCUAUACUCUUCUAUUUUCAUCUAUUGGUGAAAAUACUUAAUCAUCUUUGUGUUACAAUGAAUUUGGUUGAGAAUAGUGAAUUGAGUAGGAUCAAUGCUCUGUUGGAUAAGUUUGACGCAUCGGAUCGGGUAUUCGAUGUAAAGCUAGAGAUUUUGACUUUUUCUUCUAAACGUUCGGAAAUAUCCUCUAGACAGCAGGCCUACGUGGAAUAUUUUUCAUAUUUGAUGAAUCAUUGUUUCCCUGACUACAGUUUCAGCCAUUUGGGUACCAAGCACUUCAAUCAAGUGAAGGACCUUGGUUCAGUGAUAAAUGACAUCGAUUACAACCUUUCUUUUAUAGUUGAGCGUUUUGUCCCUGGUUUUGCUAAGGAUUUCUGGACGCUGAUCAAGGACAUCGUGCCUCUGAGUGACGUUGAUAUCUACACAUUUGACAGCUGUGGAGAAGACACGCCAUUCAACGAGGACAACUGUCUGCAGAGCUUCAACUACUUUUUCUUGGAUAAAAGACAGCAGCUAGUUCUAUUCUUAUGUUGCGUGUCCACUGGCAAGUGUAAUUUCAACCAGGGUUUACCAGAUGAAAGUGGAUUCAAUGUACCUUGCUAUCAAGAGAAUGAUUCGUCCGGGCACGAGGAAGAUUGUCUAUCUGAAGUAGAGGUACCUGAGACUAUGUCGUAGCUUGGAGGUUGUAACUUCUGACAUUUAAAAGGCAGUCUCCAUGCAUCACCCGCAUGUGUAGAAUAGGAUAGUUUUAUAUACACUCGCAAUUUAGCUGCUCGGAUUUUAAUACAUAUAAUC
This is a messenger RNA of Babesia bovis T2Bo, 922 nucleotides long. Its product is annotated as Maf1 regulator family protein. Bases 185 to 802 code for a protein of 205 amino acids. The record is from RefSeq and is a predicted model, not a curated record. Gene Ontology annotation, biological process: negative regulation of transcription by RNA polymerase III. Gene Ontology annotation, cellular component: nucleus. The transcript has 4 exons. Gene Ontology annotation, molecular function: RNA polymerase III core binding. NCBI's taxonomy places the organism in Eukaryota, Apicomplexa, Aconoidasida, Piroplasmida, Babesiidae.